AUGCCGGAGCCCAUCGCCUUCUUUGGCCAGCGCAUCGAGCCGGGCGAGGUCGUGCCCAUCGACGCGCUCUCCGCGUUCUGCAUUACGAACAUCGCCUUUGCCGACGGCGUCAAGGGCAGCGCCCGCGCCGUCGUCAAGGUGCACCACACACAGCUGCCGCAGCUGCCCGAUGACAGCGAGGACGAGGAGGAUGAGGAGGAGGACGAGGAGGAGGGAGAGGGAGAUUUCGAGGAGCAGGUGCUCACCGUGUGCCACCUGCACCCCGGCAAGAUCGAGCAGGCACAGGUGAACCUGCACUUCUCCGCACACGCGCUCAUCGGAGUCUCCGUCACUGGAGAUAACGCUGUGGACCUCAUUGGCAGCUACACGACAUCUGCGGACGACGAUUACGACAGCGACCCGGAUUCGGACGAGGAGGGCUACAGCUCGUUCGACGAGUCGGACGAGGAGAUCGAUAGCGAUGCCGUCGGCUCGCUGCCCGACCUCAAGCGCCGCAUUGGCGGCAAGGUCGAUGCCGCCGGAAGCGAUGAGGAAGAAUCGCUCGACGAGGACGAGCUCGACAUUGCAGACCUCAUGGACGAGAGCGAGGAGGAUGAGAGUGCAGAGGAGGCCGAGGCUGCGCCGACGAAGAGCAAGAAGCGCAGCAUCGCCGAGGUCGACGCCGACGCCUCGAUGAUGACCACGGCCUCCACCGCCGAUGUCAGCGACUCUGAGCUGGCUGCUGCCGCCGCUGCCGAGGGCCUGGACAUCAGCUCGCUGUCCAAGAACCAGCGCAAGCGCCUCAACAAGAAGCUCCGCACCGAGUCUGGCGAGGCGGCCAGCCCUGCCGUCGCCGAGCCCGCGCAGGACAAGAAGGCUGCUGCUGCCGAGAAGAAGGCCGCGGCUGCCGCCGACAAGAAGAAGGCCGCCGACGAGAAGGCCAAGGCUGCCGCAGCCAAGGAGGCCAAGUCCAAGAAGCAGAAGCUGCCGUCUGGCGUCGAGAUCGAGGACAAGAAGAUCGGCACGGGCCCGAUCGCCAAGGCCGGCCAGCGCGUCGGCAUGCGCUACAUCGGCCGCCUUGUGAGCGGCAAGCAGUUCGACGCCAACACCAGCGGCAAGCCGUUCAGCUUCAAGCUCGGCCGCGGCGAGGUGAUCAAGGGCUGGGACGAGGGCAUCAAGGGCAUGCAGGUCGGCGGCGAGCGCCGCCUGACGAUCCCGCCGGCGAGCGGCUACGGGCGCAGCGGCGCACCGCCCGCCAUCCCGGGCAACGCGACGCUCGUCUUUGACAUCAAGAUGGUGGACCUGAAGUAG
Messenger RNA from Tilletiopsis washingtonensis, 1290 nucleotides. RefSeq names its product FKBP-like protein. Bases 1 to 1290 code for a protein of 429 amino acids. The transcript is spliced from 5 exons. Gene Ontology annotation, cellular component: chromatin; nucleolus. Lineage: Eukaryota; Fungi; Basidiomycota; Exobasidiomycetes; Entylomatales. The record is from RefSeq and is a predicted model, not a curated record. Gene Ontology annotation, molecular function: macrolide binding; peptidyl-prolyl cis-trans isomerase activity.